Molecule: messenger RNA, 2103 nt
Organism: Haemorhous mexicanus (house finch)
Lineage: Eukaryota; Metazoa; Chordata; Aves; Passeriformes; Fringillidae
Gene: TBKBP1
Product: TBK1 binding protein 1
Exons: 10
Coding region: 188-1981 (597 amino acids)
Biological process (GO): canonical NF-kappaB signal transduction
Cellular component (GO): cytoplasm
Source: RefSeq, a predicted model, not a curated record
GCGGCCGAUGUCCGGAGCUCCCGCACCUGAGACGCGCCCGUGCCAGCCCCGUGACAGCCCCGUGCCACGCCUGUGACACGCCUGUGACACGCCUGUGACACGCCUGUGACACGCCUGUGCCCGCGCCGCAGCCCUGCCCAGCCCGCGCCUCUUCGCCCCGCGCCCGGGGCCCGCUGCAAGGCAGGACAUGGACUCCAUGUUCGAGGACGACAUCAGCAUCCUGACGCAGGAGGCGCUGGGGCCGGACGAGGACUGGCUGGACAGCCCCAACACCGACCUGUCGGGCGAGAUGUGCUCGGCCUCGCACUUCGCCCUCAUCACCGCCUACGACGACAUCAAGAACCGGCUCACGGGGCUGGAGAGGGAGAACUCCACGCUCAAGCGCCGCCUCAAGAUGUACGAGGUCAAGUACCCCCUGAUCGGCGAGUUCGGCGAGGAGCACAUCUUCUCCCUCUACGAGGCCAAGGAGAACUCGCUGCUCAAGAGCGAGAAGGCGUCGCUGCAGCAGCAGCUCAACCAGUUCCAGCACGAGCUGCAGAAGAGCAAAGAGCGGGAGGAGCAGCUGGAGGAGAUGAUCCAGGCCUACGAGAAGCUCUGCGUGGAGAAGGCGGACCUGGAGACCGAGCUGGGAGAGAUGCGGGCGCUGGUGGAGACGCACCUGAGCCGCAUCCGGAGCUUGGAGCAGCAGCUGCGGCAGCGCGACAGCGGCGCCUUCCCCGGGCUGGGCGCCCAGGACGUGCCUUUCAUCGCCCUGCACCCCAACCCCGGCCUGAGCCACGUGCUGGAGCGCGCCGGGGGCUGGCAGAGCCGCGGGCUGGAGGCCGAGCUGGAGGCGGCGCGGCAGGAGAACCAGCGCGCCCAGCACCGCGAGGAGCACCUCAAGGCGGAGUGCGAGAGGCUGCAGGCAGAGCUGAAACACCUGCAGGACACCCGGGAGCAGGAGCAGUCGGAGCGGGACAUGGCCUGGGUGAAGAAGGUGGGCGACGACCAGGUGAACCUGGCGCUGGCCUACACGGAGCUGACCGAGGAGCUGUGCCGCCUGCGCAACCUCAGCUCGCUGCAGAGCCAGAUCCUGCGGGCCCUGCUGCAGGAGAAGAGCCUCAACGGGGGCCAGCGCCACUCGCCGCUGUCCCAGUGCCACUCCCCGGCCCAGCAGCGCCGCUCGCCCGCCCCGCAGUGCCCCUCGCCCGUUCCUCCGGGACGCUCCCAGUGCCAAUCUCCCGCCCUCCAACGCCGCUCGCCCGGACCCCCCAGCCAAUCUCCGGCCCAGCAGCGCCGCUCGCCGGCCCCCGGCCCGUGCCAGUCCCCGGCCCAGCAGCGCCGCUCCCCGGUGCCGCCGCCCAGCCAGUCGCCGGCCCAGCAGCGCCGCUCGCCCGCCCCGCCGCCGCCGCCCUGCCCCUCGCCCAGCUCGGCGUCCCCGCACCGCCUGCCCGGCGAGAGGAUGGAGCUGGCCUACGCCAAGCCCUCGAGCCGCCACAUCAAGGCCGGCUUCCAGGGCCGCCGCAGCUACUCGGAGGUGACCAACGUGGCCCUGUACCAGCAGAGCCGCUCGCUCUGGCUGCAGCCCGAGGCCUCCACGCUGCCCAAGCACCGGCCCUACGGCGAGGUCUACCUGGGGGGCGCGGGGGCCCCGCUGAGCGCCCACGAGCCCUUCGAGGAGCACGUCCGCUUCGAGAAGCAGUCGUCGGACGAGGAGGAGUGGGCGCUGCCCAGCCCGCCCAGCCCCGAGGCCGGGGCCAUCCGCUGCGCCUCCUUCUGCGCCGGCUUCCCCGCGCCCGACGCCGACGCCGCGCACCGGACGGCGGCCGCCUACGCCCGGGCCGAGCACGCCCAGUCCUGGCCUUCCAUCAACCUGCUGCUGGAGACGGUGGACUCGGAGGUGCGGAGCUGCCCGCUGUGCCAGCUGGCCUUCCCCAUCGGGUACCCGGACGAUGCCCUGGUCAAACACAUCGACUCGCACCUGGAGAACAGCAAGAUCUGAGCCUCGCCCCCGUCCCCACCUUUGGAUGCUGCAUGGAAACACGCCGGGAGCGCCCGGCUCCCGAAAUACCUCCAAGUCUUCAGUAGCUACGGAAAGACUGAGCCCCCCGCCCCACCCGGAGC